CAGGCCAGGAUGCCGUUGGCCUUCUUGGCCACCUGGGCACACUGCUGGCUCAUGUUCAGCCAGCUGUCAACCAACACCCCCAGAUCCUUUUCCUGCUGCAUAGUUUUCCAACCAUUCUUCCCCAAGCCCGUAACACUGCGCGGGGUUGUUGUCACCCAAGUGCAGGAUCUGGCACUUCAUCUUGUUGAACCUCUACAAUUGACCUCAGCCCAUCAAGACAACCUGUCCAAAUCCCUCUGUAGAGCCAUACUACCGUUCAGCAGAUCAACACUCCCAUCCAGCUUGGUGUCAUCUGCAAACUGACUGAGGGAGCCCUCAAUAUCCUCAUCCAGGUCAUUGAUAGAUGUUAAACAGGACUGGCCCCAACACUGAGCCCUGGGGAACCCCAGUAGUGACUAGCUGCUAACUGGAUUUAACUCCAUUCCCCAUAACUCUUUGGGCUCAGCCAUCUAGACAGUUUUUUACCCAGCAAAGAGUACAUAUACCCACACCAUGGGCUGCUAGUUUCUCCAGGAGAAUGAUGUGGGAGACAGUGUAAAAGGCUUUGCUAAAGUUUAGGUAGACAACAUACACAGUCUUUCCCUCUUUCACUGAGUGGGUCACCUUAUCAUAGAAGAAAAUCAGGUUGAUUAAGCAGGACCUUCCUUUCCCAAACCCAUGCUGACUGGGCCUGAUCCCCCGGUUGUCCCACACAUGCCACAUGGUGGCACUCAAGGUCACCUGCUCCAUGACCUUCUCUGGCACCAAGGACAGGUUGACAGGCGUGUAGUUCCCCGGAUCCUCAUUCUGACCCUUUUUGUAGAUGUGUGCCACACUGGCUAACUUUCAGUCAUCUGGAACCCUCCUGGUUAGCCAGUACUACUGUUAAAUGAUGGAGAGUGGCUUGAUGAGCUCUUUUGCCAGCUCUCUCAGUACCCUUGGGUGUAUUCCAUCUGGCCACAAGGACUUGUGAGUGUCUAAGUGGCACAGCUGGUCACUAACUACUUCUUCCUGGAUUAUAGGAGGUUUUUUCUGCUCCGUGUCUCUGUCUUCCAGCUCAGGGGGCUGGGUACCCUGAGGACAUCUGGCCAAGAAGGCAUUAAGUAGUUCAGCCUCAUCCUGGUGGCAAUGUUCCCCCUUCUACAUCAAAUAAAGGAUGGAGAUUCUCCUUGACUCUCUUUUUGUUAUUUAUGUAUUUGUAAAAACAUUUUUGUUAUCUCUUAUGACAGUGGCUAGAUUGAGUUCCAGCUGGGCUUUCUCCUUUCUAAUUUUCUCUCUGCAUGGCCAAAUGACAUCCAUGUGCUCUUCCUGAUUACAUCUUGCUGCUGAGUACAAAAGAAAAGGCUUGCCUCUUUGUAAAUAAAAAAAAUAUUAAGUAAUCUAUAGUGUUCUUCUGUCCUUUGGGAUGGGGAGAAACAAUUAACAGCUUUUCUAAAUAGGGAACUGGGUAAAGCUUUGCUCGGACCAAUAUACCUUUAGCUUUCCUUCCUGCUCCCUUCCCUCAGCCACCUAAAACAGAAAGCAGAGUUGGAAGUGAUCCUACUGCAAGCCCCUGAGGACCAUCCUGCUGGCUUUUCUGCCCCCCUUGUGAAAAUGGUGACAGCUUUUGCAGCCAUGCUGGGUGUGAAUGUGUGACACACUGCGGCAGGAAGUGCUCGAUGUCAGAUCUGGCGAUAACCGGACCUUUCUUCCAGGAAGAUGAGAUCAUGUGGUCUCGUAUGUGAGUAACCUAGGUUGUGAAUACCAAAGGCAUAACACUCUCAGUGAUUUGGGGCCCUUUUGCUUCGGGUUCCCCAAGAGCUCUUUGGAAAUGUCACACGGGGAGCUGUCUCGCCUCGAACCAGUACGAACAUGGUGUGUGGUUCACAAAACCACAGAAACGUGCUGCAAUGGUGUCCAUCGGUACCAGAGGCAAACCCAAGCUGAACAACAACACCGUGUGGAAAAUAUCAGUGUGGAAAAUAUUGAGCUAACAGCCACAGACGAGUCCUCUCUUUAUCUUAAGCCCAGAGACAGCAGAGACAGCUGUCACACCUCUCAUAUCCUUCUUUCCAAGGUACUUUGUUCACAAAUAGACAUCACUCUCAGUCUCCUCCCACACCCCUCCCUCUUUUUUACUGUGAAGAAACAGAAAGGGUGCUUGCAGUAAAGGAAUUCCUCUGAAGUCAGAUCUGAUCAAGCUUUUGGGUCCUUGGUUGAUUCAAAAGCCUGUGGUGACAGACGUGGUAUCCUUGCUUAGAUAGAUCAGAUUGAGAUUCUACAUUUUUGGUUCUGAUGAAAACACCAGAGAAGGAAGAUUCUUCUUUCCAGGAAAGUUGAAUGCAAAAAGUAAGGUCUUUGGCACUGGGAAAUACCCUCAGCUGUGUUAUGACCCACUGCCCUCAUAGUGUAAACUAAGCAAAGCUAUAUAUGAAUACAUAUAUGUCUAAUGAGGCAGCUAGUCCCUCAUUAUCUGUGGAAAUUUUGGCUCAGAGUAAGUUUUAAAAGUGAAAUCAGAUCUCAAAUCUCUUAAGCAGUUCUGAAAGCACUCCCAGUCAAACACUACAGCUUUUUAUCCACAUUUAACAUUUAUUUACUAGAAUCCACCAUGAGGCAACUACAGAAAUGGCUUUUGGUCUUCAUGCAGUCCCAGACUAAACAUGAUCUAGUGGCAGAGCUAAAAACAUCUAUCUCUACCCAGUUGCCAAAAUGAGCCAAAAUGAGCCCCGGCCCAGGUCGAUGUCACUGGCUGGAGCUCAGCCCUGUGUCAAGAGUCAGCCAUGUGCCCAUCCCCUCCACUCAUUUAUUGACAAGAUAACUCUAUUUACUCUGCUCUGGCUGCAGCACUGCUGCUUUUUGUGAAAAACGAAGGGGCACAUACAGAGUUGUGGGGCUGUAAGCAGAAAGUAGUACAGGAAAAGUACCUGAGAAGGACCUGGGCUAGAAGAAAAGCAGAUGCUUCAGGGAGGAGUGAGUGGUGGUGCAACUGAGUGCAGGGAGCCCAGUGUCAGGAGACUGGACAGCGAGAAGAGCAAGACAGAGGGAGUCUUGCAGGCUGGGACUGAGAGGCACUGUCCUUUCCUUUCAUCUGCCUGACCACUGUGGUAACCAGACACGCUGUCUACUGCCCUCUUCCCUCCAUCCAGUGAUCUACACCUGCCAGACAGAAUCUACUCCAUCCCUGUGCUGGGGAGCACACCCUAUCGUUUACCUCUCCCUCCAGUGCGACCAAAGAGGGUGGCCAAGGAAUACAGCAUUUGCUCAGCAACUCCCUGUCCCCUGAGGAGGACAACAUAAGCUACCUGUGCCAGCCUCCUGGGUUGUUCUUCUCUGCACAGCUGGAGGUUCUCUUACCCUGACUUUUUCUGGACCCCCCCUGCUCAUCCUGCACAUCUUCUGUCCCUGUGAACCUCCAAACCCUCCAUUUCAGAAAAGAAAAAAGUGGUUGUACGGGGUGCUCUGACCCAUCGUGGGCAGGACGGUGCAGGACAAAGGCCAAGCUGAAGGGACGUGACAACAGGUUAUUGAUCGCUGCGGAGACCUUGAGCUCGGAUGCCCCUGAUGGAGGCCGAGGAACAGGAGGAAGACUCCAGCUCCCUCUCAAAUGACAAAUCGGAGAGCAACUCACAUCACUGCCUCUGCUAUGUGCCCCUUGGGAUUGCCCUUCUUGUGCUGGCUGGAGCUGCUGCAGCAACCUGGUAUUUCCUAGACUACAGACCAUGGCACCUGGAACCAUCCAUCCUGCAGUUUUACUGUGGCAGCCUCCAGGUCCUCAAUCGCUGGUACUCCCCGGACCUUGGGCAGGUGGAGUCCAGAGCCUUCUGGUUGGAGUCAGCUAAGCUCCAGAACAUGGUGAAGGAACUGAUUCGUGCCACAGAGCUGGGUCGAUAUUACAACUCUAGCACAGUGUAUGCCUUUGGGGAGGGGGCUCUGACCUUCUUCUUCUGGUUCACCCUCCAAAUCCCUGAGAGUCAGCAGAAGGAAAUAACUGCUGAGAGGGUAAACACAGUGCUCCACCAAGAGCUCUCCACCAGCUUCAACAGCUCAGGCAGCCUGUCCUACCAGACGGAGUACAGGGUCAACCCAGACUCGCUGGUUCUCCUGGAAUCCAGUGUGAAAGACAUAGCAGUGCUGAAAUCCACUCUGGGUUGCUACAGGUACAGCUAUGUCCAGGAGGAUGACAUCCUAAGGCUGGAGGGCCCUGACUACCUGGCCUCCAGUUGUCUUUGGCACCUUCGUGGCCCCAAGGGCUACAUGAUCAAGCUACACCUGGAGUGGACUCUCCCUGAUUGCAGGGACCGCCUGGCGAUGUACGAUGCAGCUGGGCCCCUGGAGAAACACCUCAUCACCUCGAUCUAUGGCUGCAGCCGGCAGGAGCCCAUUGUGGAAAUCCUUUCGUCUGGCCCUGUCAUGUCCAUUGUGUGGAAAAAAGCCAUGUACAGCUACUUUGACCCCUUCAUCCUCUCAGCGCAGGCGGUGCCCCUCAAAGCUUGUGAAGUGAAUAUAACUCUGCGGGAGGACCUGGAGCUGCAGGGGAAGAUCGGCACCCCACAUUACCCCAGUUACUACUCGCCCAACACGCAGUGCACCUGGCACAUGAUGGUCCCUUCCCUCGACUAUGGAGUCACCCUCUGGUUCGAUGCCUAUGCACUCAGCAGACAGAAGCAUGACCUGCCCUGUACCCAAGGCCAGUGGAUAAUUCAGAACAGAAGGUUGUGUGGGCUGCGGACCCUACAAGCCUACGCUGAGAGGAUCCCAGUCUCAUCUUCUGCUGACAUCACCAUCGUCUUUACCUCGCAGAUCUCCUUAACUGGCCCUGGUGUACAGGCAGCUUACAGCCUGUACAACCAAUCUGACCCCUGUCCUGGGGAGUUCCUGUGUUUGGUGAAUGGCUUGUGCGUCCCAGCCUGUGAUGGGAUCAAAGAUUGCCCCAAUGGGCUGGAUGAGAGAAAUUGUGUGUGUCCUGCAAGGUUCCAGUGCCAUGAAGACAGCACUUGCAUCGAGUUCAGCAGGGUCUGCAACCAGCAGCUGGACUGUGUCAAUGGGAGCGAUGAGGAGCAGUGCAGCGAAGGGGUCCCCUGUGGUCCUUUCACCUAUCGCUGUGAAGACGGGACCUGUCUGAAGAAACCCAACCCCCUGUGUGACACCACUGCAGACUGCAAGGACCUGUCUGAUGAGAAGCGCUGUGACUGUGGGAUGCAAGCCCCUCUCAGCAGGAUUGUGGGCGGUCUGAAUUCUGUGGAAGGGGAAUGGCCAUGGCAGGCCAGCCUACAAGUUCGGGGCCGCCACAUUUGCGGGGGAACACUCAUUGCUGAUCGCUGGGUGGUCUCAGCUGCGCACUGCUUCCAGGAUGAGAGGCUGGCUUCCCCCUCCAUAUGGACCGUUUACUUGGGCAAAUACUUUCAAAAUGCCACCAGCCACACAGAGGUGUCCUUCAAGGUGAUCCGCCUCUUCCUCCACCCUUAUUACGAGGAGGACAGCCAUGAUUACGACGUGGCCCUGCUCCAGCUGGACCAUCCUGUGAUCAUCUCACCUUUAAUCCAGCCUAUCUGCUUGCCUGCUCCUUCUCACUUCUUUGAGCCUGGCCUUCACUGCUGGAUCACUGGCUGGGGGGCCCUCAAGGAAGGCGGGCACAUCAGCAAUAUUCUACAGAAGGUGGACGUGCAGCUCAUCCAGCAGAACAUCUGCAGUGAGGCCUAUCACUACAUGAUUACUCCCAGGAUGUUGUGUGCUGGGUACUACAAGGGCAAGAAAAAUGCCUGCCAGGGUGAUUCUGGAGGUCCGCUGGCCUGCAAAGAACCCAGUGGCAGAUGGUUUCUGGCUGGUUUGGUCAGCUGGGGAAUGGGAUGUGCACAUCCAAAUAACUAUGGAGUAUACACCAGGAUCACUCAAGUGCUGGGCUGGAUAAAGCAAACCAUGAGCUGAGAAAAGUGCAUCUCUAUCUUCUCCCCAUCACACCUACACUCACAUGGCACUCAUUUCUGAUCUUGCUCACUUGCCUCUCAGAGAGUGUGGGAUGUAGUCAGACCCAGGAUGCUUUUCUGAAUAGGGUAAGAGAAGGCUGCCAUAGGGAUUGUAGAUAAAAGCAGGCAGACCCUCUUCCCUAUCAGUGCUUCACAGGGAGCAUCCCAAGGGGUUUUUAGGCUAUCCAUCCAAAAGAGGGGGGAAGGGAAGAGGGGGGAGGAGGAGUUGGGGGCAAUGACAUGACACACAGCAAUAGUCCCAAGUUGAUGGUUUCUGAGAAGAGGAAUAAGAGGGUUCAUGAACUUUCCACAAACCAUGUGAUUCAGCCACAGUCUUAUGCUGGAACAUUUGCUGAAAGAAAAUGUGACUGAUGUAGUUAGAGAUUCCAGUAACUGUGAAAUCAAUCUGCCUCCCUCUUCCUUCCUGCUGCUUAUCCUUCAUCCCCCUUCCCCUCCCAUCACUCCUCCUCUUCCAUCUCCCUAAUUGCUUCUUUUCUUAGCUGGCGUGUGCUGUUCAGUGUGCUGUUCAGCUCAGCCAGGCAACUCUUCACGUCUCACUGACUCCCAGGCACGAGUCCAGCAUUGCACCCCCAAGCACGUGUCCUGCCUUCCUGCUGGAGCAGCACCCAGCCUCCACUGCUGUACUUCCCUCACUAAAAACACUGGAGCAGCCUCCCAUUCCCUUCCCUCAGCCCUUCUAAAUACCUUUAACAUAAGGAUGUCUCAACUGCUUCCAUCUCCUAUCUCAGGUAAUGGAGGAAGUGAAGGAGAAGGCUUCAGGGCACAGUGCUUGAACUGCAACUGCUAUGGGUUCGGGUUUUUUACUAAAGAUACACGUAUGUGUGUGUGUGUAUAUGGAUAUAUAUACAAUGGACUGCUCUCUGGAAUUAGAAAUAAAAUUAAUCCGAGGA
Pipra filicauda (Wire-tailed manakin) is the source of this 6832-nucleotide messenger RNA. It is a transcript of the gene TMPRSS6, whose product is annotated as transmembrane serine protease 6. Bases 3511 to 5883 code for a protein of 790 amino acids. Gene Ontology annotation, molecular function: protein binding; serine-type endopeptidase activity. NCBI's taxonomy places the organism in Eukaryota, Metazoa, Chordata, Aves, Passeriformes, Pipridae. Gene Ontology annotation, biological process: proteolysis. The transcript is spliced from 18 exons. The record is from RefSeq and is a predicted model, not a curated record.